AGCUGUACAGUAAACAAUUCUGGUACGCUUGCAAUGAUGCUACACAUCAGAGCUGCAUGCUAGUGCAGACGUCGCAUGCCGCAUGUGCACGCCUGUCAGUGGAGCCUGCCCGGGUGCACACAACCGUACAGCCUGGACCAGGAGGAAAACAAGCUAAUUUGGGCUCUCCUCGAGGGCGCGAGGUUGCAUGAUGAGAGAGAGGAGAGAACCACUGCUAUCAUGAACGAAUGUGAAACAUACCAGAGAUUUUAAGCAGACGUUGGUGGAUUAAAAAUAAAACAAGCAACUGGCCGAGCAAUGGAGAGCCAGGCGGCGAUGGAGCAGCAGAGCUACGAGGACGUUCGGAAAAGCGGGUAUCUCCGCAAGCAGAAAUCUAUGCACCGGCGCUUUUUCGUUCUCCGGGCUGCCUCGGAGCAGGGCCCGGCCAGACUCGAAUAUUACGAGAACGAAAAGAAAUUCCGGAGUAAGUCACCAGUCCCAAAGAAAGCAGUGAAUCUGGACUCUUGCUUCAACAUCAACAAACGGGCAGAUUCAAAAAACAAGCACAUGAUAGUGCUGUACACCCGCGGGGAGAGCUUUGCCAUAGCCGCGGACACCGAGGAGGUCCAAAACGAAUGGUACCAGGCCAUGCUGGAUCUACAGUGUAAAUGUAAGACUCCUGAUGAGUGCGGCAGUGGAGGAGACUGUGGACUACCUUCCCCGGGCCCUGCCUUUAAGGAGGUCUGGCAGGUUAAAGUCUGGCCAAAAGGUUUGGGCCAGGCCAGGAAUCUAAUUGGAAUAUACAGACUUUGCUUGACGGACAAAACAGUCAAUUUUGUAAAACUCAACUCUGAUGUUGCUGCUGUGGUCCUCCAGCUGAUGAAUGUGCGACGCUGUGGCCACUCAGAGAACUUUUUUUUUAUUGAAGUGGGUCGUUCUGCCAUGACAGGCCCUGGUGAAUUCUGGAUGCAAGUAGAGGAUUCAGUGGUGGCACAGAAUAUGCAUGAGACUCUUCUUGAGGCCAUGAAGGCUCUGAGCGAAGAGUUUCGGCAAAGAAGCAAAUCUCAGACUGUUGGGGUGAGCUGUGGAGGAGGAACUGCCUCUAACCCUAUCAGUGUACCGUCUAGACGACACCAUCCUAAUCUACCACCUUCACAGGUUGGCUUUUCCAGACGUGCUAGAACAGAAACACCUGGUGUCCAUAACACUAACACUUCCCCAACUCCACGGCAUGGUUUCUCUAGGUCACGGACAGCCAGCAUUGGGGCUCGUACAGAGGAUGGAGGGGGCAGAGCAACAGCACUCAGCACGAGUCCUAGUCUCAAUGGGUCAUCCUGCUCAACCACCCCAACCCUGAGGCCUAAACCUACACGAGCACCCACUCCAGCAAAGAUCACCCUUAGCCUAGCACGAUAUACCCCAAACCCUGCACCUUCCCCAGCACCCAGCCUCUCAUCCAGCUCUGGUCAUGGGUCCGAAUGUGGGUUGGGUGGAGCUACCUUUGGAGCAGUCCCCAUUUGCACCUAUGCUCGAAUUCCUCAGAGGGUGUCUAUGUCAGGAUCACCCAGUGAUUAUGGUUCCUCAGAUGAGUAUGGAUCCAGCCCUGGAGAGCAUUCUCUGCUAGCUGCUGGACUCCCUGCUGCCCUUGUUGAAGGUGGAGCUAGUUAUAUCCUAAUGGGUCACAGAGAAGGCUCUCACAAACGUGUUCAUGGACGCAGAGUCCUUCGCCGUUCAUCUAGCCGUGAGUGUGAAGUUGAGCGCAGGCUGCUCAGCAAGCGUGCUUCCUUACCGCCAACUUCUACCCAGGAGCGUUUGGUCCCCCGCCGAAGGGAGGAGGAAGAAGAGGAUGAAGAAGAGUAUGCAGUCAUGUCACGCAGUGCAAGUAGGGAAUCUUUCACAUCACGCAGAGGCUCAGGAGGUUCAGCAACAACAUCAUUGGUGCAGGAAAACUCUGCAGAUAAAGGUGUGAGUACAAAAGGGGGUCCUGAAGACUCUUCAAUUGACAGUGGUUACAUGUCCAUGUUACCAGGUGUUACAGCUCCUCCUGCUUCAUUAUCAUUAGCGGUUUCUGGUUCAGAUGCAGUGCCAAAGGGUGGAGAUGAAUACAUGGCCAUGACCCCCAAUAAUAGUGUCUCUCCCCCUCAGCAUAUUCGUCUGCCAAUCAGCGAAGGUUACAUGAUGAUGUCUCCUAACAGUAGCUGUUCACCGGACUUGCAUGGCAUGAGUGGAUGCAUAUGGGGCAGCAGAGGCAGCAUGGAGAGUCGAGCAGGCAGCGACUACAUGAACAUGUCACCUAUAAGUGCCAGGUCAGCUUGCAGUACUCCUCCCUCACACCCAGAGCAACAGCCACUGCAGCCAAAGAUGGUCUAUUCAUAUUUUUCGCUACCACGUUCCUACAAACACACCACCCUCUCUGCCCGUUUUGAGGAUAAUCUGGAGAGGGUUUGCAUGGGAAGAGGUGAAGCUGGAGGAAAAGCUGGACAUAGUGCUUAUCAUUGUGGAGGAGACACACCUGUGGGCUCAGGUGGCGGUGGACAACUCUCUCUGUCCUCAUCUUCUUUUUCCUCCAGUUCAGCUAGCAGUGAAAGCCUUGAAGACAGAUCGUUGUCUCUUUCUGUUGGUGGAGUGGGACGAGCAGCUAGGCUGAGCACAGGACACAGGGUACGGGGAGCUUACCCCAAAAUUACAUCCCAACACCAUCACCAGCAGAGUUGUGGGCCAGGGGUUCAGAAACAGGGUAAUUUACAGACAAGGAAAGACAAAUCAUCCAGAUUUUUUGUGGAUAUGUCCAAAGCCAAUACCCUGCCGAGAGUCAGGGAGACUUUGCUUCCAACAGCAUCUCAGAGCCCUGGAGAGUAUGUGAGCAUUGUUUAUCAGGGUGAACGAGGAGGACACAAGGGGAGAACUGCAGUGGAGCCAGGGAACUCCAGGGCACAAGGACAUCAGAGAGCCUUUCACCGACCACAGCCAUGUCAAGGUGGAUCUGCCAACCUUCCACGAAGCUUCUCAGCACCCCUUGCAACUUCCAUCUCAUUGUCCUCUGAAUAUGUGAACAUGGACUUGGGAAGCUCACCCUCUUCUCUCACUCCCCUCUCUUCUUUUAAACCUGCCCCAAAGGUUAGAGAGGAGAUCAGCAGAGUUCCUCAAGUAGAAAAGGAGGUUGAUAUGGGACUCAGGAAGAGCAACGUAACAGGAUUGACAUCCACAGUUGUGGCUGCUGCUCCUUUUACAGACUAUACUGAAAUGAAAUUUGGCUUGGGGGCAGAUACAACAUCCAAAUCCCCAAAACCUGGCCAAACACCUCUCUCAUCCUCCAUGGAGCAGGAGCAUACCAUGAAUUUCUCCUCACCCAAAGCUUUUUCAAAUGUGGAUCAGGGUGCCCGUGUAGUCAGGGCAGAAUCAUCAGCAAGAAGGCGGCAUCGCUCAGAGACAUUUGUUGCCCCUCCAACUCAUCCCCUCUCCCCCUCUGCUUCCCCUUUACCUUUUCCUGAAACGCCACAUGGUGGUCUACAGCGAAAUCAAGGAUUAGAGGGCAACCUUUGGUCUAAUAAUCAGCCACCCUCUCCAAAGUGUGCCAGCCCUGGAGCAGCAAAUCUUCCUGCUGCUCAGGGAUCUUCUCUAACCCUGGAGCAAGGCCUGAACUACAUUGAUUUAGACUUGAUCAGUAAGGAAAAUCAAACCAGUGUGGACGGACCUUCUGGCCCUCACUCAUUUUUCUCUCCUGUAGUAGGAGGGUUGACUGGUGGAUUGGGUGGAGCAGGAGGAAACACCACCUCCAGCAUCAACACAUAUGCCAGCAUUGAUUUCAUCAAAUCGGAUGAAUUAAGAGUUCAUCAGAGCAACAGGAAGGACAGCAAAGAUUGUUAACGUGCUCCUGCAUUCGGACCAGUCAACGUCUGUCCUUCCUGUGAGAGAGAAAGCGGUUCGUCUCUCCCUGCACUUGAUGUGCUCUAAAAAAUGGUGCGAUUACCCACAACCCUCAACAGUGGAAACUUAACUGCCCUUGCCUCAUAACAACAUUUACUCUCAUUAUUUCCCAUCGGUUCAAUCAAAAUACAAUUUGUGCCAAAAGACGAUCCAUCAUUUCUGCCACAGAUCACCGAGAUGGACGUGCCCUUAUGAAGGGCCACUGCGACUCUGACUGCCAACCGGGAGCCAAUGAUAUUCUUUUUAUCCUCUACCACAAACUUUCAAUUAUUGUAAAAGAGAUGUUCUAUAGUAUAAUGAUAGAUGAAGAAUAUAUAGCAGACAUAAUAUUACUGAGAAUAAAUCUAUCUAUCGAUCUUAUAAAUAUAUAAAUACAACUUUUUUUAUAAAAGUGCCUCAUUUUUGAUUGUAGCCAUUUUUACACAGGUCUCAAUGUGCUCUGUAAAAGACAAAUGCUUUCUCUUUGUUGUUGUUUUUUUUCUUUCCCAUUCCUUUGUGUUUGCUAUGCUGAACAAAGUCGAAAGACAGAGUGUGAAGAAAAACUAUUGGAUGGAUGCAAGUGUUUUUUAUUUUUGCUAUGGUUCGUAAUCAGAUUGCCUUACUGUUCUCGAUUUAUCUUUUUGUGUGUGUGUGUGUGUGUGUGAGAGAGAGAGAAAUCAGUCGCCUCAGCCAUGCUGUGCCUCGGUUCAUUAAUAAAAGAUUCACACACACUCACACACAUACACAAACACAGUAAAAUCAAAACUGAUUGCAUAUAUUUUAUCCCAGUUCAAUUUUAUUGGAUGCAUCUACUCCUAAAUAGAUAUUUUCAAAGAUAUGUAAACAUCAUCUACUCUUUGCUUUAUGAAUCUGAGCAUGGUGGCAUCAGAUGGCUGAUAGGUGUCUGAUCAAUAUGAAACAUCUGGUGUGUGUGUGUGUGUUUAUGUGAGAGAGAGUCUCUAUGGCCUUAUUGUUUUUAGUCAUAUAACGGUUUUAUGUUAUUGUAGUAUUUCCCCAUCCCCAGUUUACUUCGGUUACACACAUUCGCAUUCAGAUUUAAAACUGUGCCUCUCUGUUAUCAGCAGACUGAACUGCUAUAUAAAUUUAACACACACACACACUUAGCCAGACAGGACCCAGCAAGAUAAAAGAUGUCUAAUAAACGUAAUUCAUGUCGUCUUGGCUAAAACAAGGCUAAAUUUGGGCUGCCAGUGAAAAUCUAAUAGACGUCUAAGAAUAGACCAAAACUAGACUAAUCAUUAAAUAAACAGAAAUGAAUGACUACACAUAUAAAGUCUGUCUAAUCUGUCUAUUUGACGACUAGUCUAGUUUUGGGCUAUUCUUAGAUGUCUAUUAGAUUUUCAGUGACAGCCCAAGUUUAGCCUUGUUUUAGCCAAGCUGUCUACAUUUACAUGUUUAUUAGUCGUCUAUUAAACACAAAAUUGUUUGCUGGGGAGAUAUCCAUCUAAUUUCUUUAUCUACCCUAUUGACUAUAUGCUUUUACACUCUAGCAACCUACAUUUUACACACACAAACACACAGUUAACCUGCCCUGUAAUGGUGAAUGUGCUUCAGUUUCUUUUGCUUUCGGUUAUUUUGUUCAGUAUUGCAAUUUCAAGAUGAGAGUUACAAGGGAACAGGGUCUUUUUAUGCCAUCUGGACAGUGGUGCCUGUCUUUGCUGAAACGUAGCAUGUUGUUCUUAUUUAAUGAUUUUUAAAUAUAUAUAUAUAUCUAUAUUUUAAACACCUGUUUUAAAAUUUAAGAUUCUUUUUGAUGGCUUCUGCAGUUUUCUAAUUAACCUAAAAUUUGUUUCGUAUAGUGUCUGCUACCUGCAAAAAUAUAACAUGUAUCAGUGAUCCUGUUUUAGUGCCAAAAUCCAACUCACACACUACCAUCGAUCAUGCCAAUGAGCGAUCUCAUGAUGCUUUUUAAUACCAGAUUUUUAGUAAGCAGUAUUUUUCUCGUUUGCCUGCACAAUCUGCGUGUUUUCUAUCACUUAUUUGCUAAUGUAAACUCAUAUCUCACAUAGUACAACAGCUGCCUUCAGUUACCGGGAAUCAACAUGAAGCCUUAUAGUGCUUAUAUGAAUGCCUUUUCUAUCAUGUGAAAAUAAGAGCCUCCUUUGUUUAUGCAUAUUAUAUAGGGGUUCAUUUAUACCACAUGCCACAUUCAAUGCAGUGUUUAAUAGGAGUGACAUUUGCUUACAGUAUACUCAUCCACAUCACUGAUCAUACAGUGGUUGUCAAUGAUUACAGAUAACACACAUACCUCUCGCUGAAAUUUUCACACUCUUUAUACUAAGGAUAAAACUAGCAGGACAACAGCAGUUGGGGAUUAAAACGCUGGGUGGGCUUAUUAAUGCCUCCUUAAGGGUUUUAGCCUGUUUACUUAUCAUCCUGAGCAGGACAUAUGCCUUUUUAAAUCCACCUCAUGGCCGGACCAUUACAAAAAAACAAAGAAAGCAUCAAACUGUGUUUGCGCGUGUGUCUUUUUCUGUUUGUCCAGCGCGUUUGGCUACUCUGUUUUCCUCCAUGUUUUUUCUUUCCUAUAUUUUGAUUGCCUUAUUGUCUGUAUUAGCUCUUAUUUAAUACACGGCAGCUGUAAAAGAUGCUUUUUAUCCUAGAACAGUGGGGAUUCGGUUUGAAGAUUCUGCAUUCUAGCAGUGGGUUUGUUUCUUUCUUCUGACUGACAAUUUUAUAGAGUCUGGUUUGGUGUAUAAAGUUGUAUGUCCCCAGACUUACUUUCCAGAAAACAUUAACAUGGUAUUAAGUGAUGUAGAAAUACAGCCAAGGUCAUAUGUAUACUGUAGGUAAGGACUAUCUGUAUAUAGUCCAGAAAAAAGAAACUAAAAAAAAGAAAAGUAAUGCUUUAUUGUCUUUAAGUACCUGUAAGUUGUUGGGGAAAAAGGGUCUGAUAUGCACAAUCAGGGGUCUGUGUAAAGUUUCAAAGUUGAUCUGUUCUUCUGUAUAUCUAAUGCUAUGAAACAUUCAAUGACAAUUGUGUAUAAAGGGGUUUUAAUAAGAGAGUUAUUAGGCUGCGGACUACUGUAUAGUUCUGUGAAUAAGGGGAAAUACUGGGCUCGGGUGGGCAUGGGAGACUGACUGUAUGGUCUGGAUAUAGUAGACAUGUCUGUUGAAUUCAGAAAUUCCUCAAUGAUUAUUGCCUGUGAUUAAGACAAUGUCACUCCAAUUUAUGGAAAAAAUGAUGAAAAAAGAA
Messenger RNA from Danio aesculapii, 7102 nucleotides. RefSeq names its product insulin receptor substrate 1-B. Gene Ontology annotation, biological process: insulin receptor signaling pathway. Gene Ontology annotation, cellular component: cytosol; plasma membrane. The transcript is spliced from 3 exons. The record is from RefSeq and is a predicted model, not a curated record. Gene Ontology annotation, molecular function: insulin receptor binding; phosphatidylinositol 3-kinase binding. Lineage: Eukaryota; Metazoa; Chordata; Actinopteri; Cypriniformes; Danionidae. The coding region runs from base 298 to 3846 and encodes 1182 amino acids.